GGGAGGCCCCGGGAAAAGGAGGAGCUCGGUGGUGAUGCAAUAGGAGAGCUGGGCCAAGAGCUGCCCUGUCCAAGCCCAGAGCGCUGGGACACUGCUCCUGGAGGGAAAUGUCCCAUGGGGAGAGUGGGAGAGACAGCGGGACUGGGAGUGAGAACAGGAUUGGGAAGGAUGUCUCUGGGGAGCCCGGGGGACUCGGGGGGGUGGUCAGCACCAUCUCCAGCAGCAGGAGCCCCCUGCAGCCCCCCGAGGACACCGAGGAGGAGCCCUUCACCACCUACUUCGACAGCAAGAUCCCAAUCCCCGAGGAUGAGACGCAUUCCUGCUUCAGCUUCCGCAAGCUGUGGGCGUUCACGGGCCCCGGGUUCCUGAUGAGCAUCGCUUACCUGGACCCCGGGAACAUCGAGUCCGACCUGCAGUCCGGGGCCGUCGCCGGCUUCAAGCUCCUGUGGGUGCUGCUGCUGGCCACGCUCAUCGGGCUGCUGCUGCAGCGCCUGGCGGCGCGGCUGGGGGUGGUCACGGGGCUGCACCUGGCUGAGGUCUGCAACCGCCAGUACCACAAGUUCCCUCGGAUCAUCCUGUGGCUGAUGGUGGAACUCGCCAUCAUCGGCUCGGACAUGCAGGAGGUCAUCGGCUCGGCCAUCGCCAUCAACCUGCUCUCUGUGGGCAAGAUCCCGCUCUGGGGGGGGGUGCUCAUCACCAUCGCUGACACCUUCGUCUUCCUCUUCCUCGACAAAUAUGGCCUGCGGAAGCUGGAGGCGUUUUUUGGGUUCCUGAUCACCAUCAUGGCACUGACCUUUGGAUAUGAGGUACCCCCUGCCUCCAGGAGACACGAGGGGCUGGAGCGUACGUGGCUGUGCCUCAUCGCUCUGGGCGCCUCCUUCCUGGCCUGCGGGAACACGGUAAGCGUCACCCGGACCCUGCACCUGGAGCCGCCACCCCCCCGGACCCCCAAAUAA
Molecule: messenger RNA, 956 nt
Organism: Corapipo altera (White-ruffed manakin)
Lineage: Eukaryota; Metazoa; Chordata; Aves; Passeriformes; Pipridae
Product: natural resistance-associated macrophage protein 2-like
Biological process (GO): metal ion transport
Cellular component (GO): plasma membrane
Molecular function (GO): cadmium ion transmembrane transporter activity; manganese ion transmembrane transporter activity; iron ion transmembrane transporter activity
Source: RefSeq, a predicted model, not a curated record